Molecule: messenger RNA, 10327 nt
Organism: Harmonia axyridis
Lineage: Eukaryota; Metazoa; Arthropoda; Insecta; Coleoptera; Coccinellidae
Product: mucin-5AC-like
Exons: 2
Coding region: 122-10270 (3382 amino acids)
Cellular component (GO): extracellular region
Molecular function (GO): chitin binding
Source: RefSeq, a predicted model, not a curated record
GAGUGAUUACGAUUCAGAGCCAUAAAAUUAAGCCAUAUCACAUCUUGCUUUCUGGUCAUCUCAAAAAUAUAAAAAUUUUGGAGGAGCAGUCAGUCAAUCAGCAGUUGUGACCGAGCUCAAGAUGAGAUUAGCAUUUUCAUUCCUCUUACUCCUAAUUUUUAGUGGGAUAAAUGGAGAGGAAGAAGAGCAAUUUAUUUGCAUCAAAGCAGGUCGAUAUGAUAAUCCAUCAGAUGACACUUGUAAUUCAUUCUAUUUAUGUUCCUUCACCUUGAAUGGAGAACUUAUACAAACCCAAUACAGUUGUCCUGAGAAAUCCUUAUUCUUGCCCAAAUCGGCAACGUGCUCCAAAAAUUACACAUGUCCAAGGGUCUCCAGAGCCACCCGAGAUUUAGUUGAGAUCGAAACUAUCAAUAACGUUCACUAUCAAUGUAGGACUAAAAUCAGAGGGAACUAUGAGUGUAAAAGAAGUGGAAAGUAUGCAGACUUGACGGAAUCAUCCUGCAGAACCUAUUACUUAUGUUCUCUCCUGCAGAGUGGGAAGUAUAUGAAAACUAAGUACGAGUGUCCUGAAGGUACUUUGUUCGAUCCUAGUUCACAGAAAUGUCAUACGAGUUACGAAUGCCCGUGUCAAGGACAAUGGCCCAGAAAUAAUGAGAAUUCGAAUAGCAACUCCUAUCGAGAGGAAGAGAGAAGGGAACAUAUAGGAUGGGCUGAACGUUAUCAAUGGACUGACCUAUUCGAAAGAUGGACAGAAAGGUAUAGCUGGACUGAAAUACCUAAAGAACGGACCACACGAAAACAGUCGUCAACUGUACAAAGUACAGUUUGGGCUGGUACUGACUCAUGUUUAGAAGUGAAAAACCUUGAUGUAUUCAAAUGCCAAGAAGAAGGAACGUUUCCAGAUAAGAGAGAUGCAACAUGCACAGAUUAUUUCCUCUGUACGAAACUUUCCAAUGGUGGAUUUCUGAGAACAAAGUAUAGUUGUCCUUAUGGAACUACAUACAAUCCUCAUCUACAAAGAUGCAGCUUCAAAUAUGUAUGUCCGUGCCAAAUAGGAACAGUAUCAACUUAUCUCACAACUAUUCCAUCGAGAGCGACCACAAGACUGCCAUCAACUACAACUACAACUACAGAAAUUGUUUAUUCUCCAACUCCAUUGAUUUGUGAUAUUCCAAACGAAGAUUUUAUAUGUCACAAAAAAGGAAGAUUUCCUGAUAGAAGCGAUUUGUCCUGUAAUACCUAUUUCCAUUGUGAGGUUGAUUCGAAAGGAUUUAGCAGGAAGAGAUAUCGCUGCCCAAGAUGUUUGACAUUUGAUCCUUCUUUAGAAAAAUGCACAGACAACUAUGUUUGUCCAUGCACUUUCACGGAGGCACCAAAGAAAACCUCUGCAACCACCCAGUAUACUUCAACCGCCAAAUUGACAGGUACCACAUCAGGAGCAGGUGCAAGUUCAACUAGCCCAAGCUCAGAUCAGACGAAUGGUUCCAAACAAACAACAGAAAACUCAAUGAGUUCAACACAAGAGGGUAGUAGUACAACCAAUGAUUGUAUCAUCUCACCAUUCAGUAAGCCAUUCAGAUGUUCUAAAAAGGGACGGUUCGCUGACAAAAGAGACCUUACCUGUUCAUCAUAUUUCUUGUGCUCAGAACUCAACAAUGGUACACUCAUAAAAACGAAGUACAAGUGUCCUAAAAAUUCAUUCUUCGAUCCAUCCAUCGGAAGAUGUAGCAAGAAAUACGACUGUCCUUGUUCGAAUAUACCUGCCUCAACCACCAAGAAUCCAUCAAGUUCUUCGGGAUCAACUGGUAAAUCAUCUUCGAGCUCAAGUGGAAAAACAAUAAAUCCAACCGAUGUUACAAAAUCAACUGGUCAAGGAUCAAAUGGCACAUCUUCCACAGGAAGAACUAAAUCAUCUUCCAGCUCAAAAUCGACAGAGAGCUCAACUACCGAAUCAGGCAGAUCAAAAUCGACCACUUCUUCUGGAGGCAGCAGUGGUACACCUUCAACAGGAAAGACUGGUACACCUUCUACAGGAAAAACUGGUACACCAUCAACAGGAAAGACUGGUACACCUUCUACAGGAAAAACUGGUACACCAUCAACAGGAAAGACUGGUACACCAUCUACAGGAAGGACUGGUACACCAUCAACAGAAAAGACUGGUACACCAUCAACAGGAGAGACUGGUACACCAUCAACAGGAAAGACUGGUAAACCAUCAAAACGAACGACUGGUACACCUUCUACAGGAAGGACUGGUACACCAUCAACAGGAAAGACUGGUACACCUUCAACAGGAAAGACUGGUACACCAUCAACAGGGAAGACUGGUACACCUUCUACAGGAAAGACUGGUACACCUUCAACAGGAAAGACUGGUACACCUUCUACAGGUAAGACUGGUUCACCAUCAACAGGAAAAACUGGUACACCUUCUACAGGAAAGACUGGUACACCAUCAACAGGAAAGACUGGUACUCCAUCUACAGAAAAGACUAGUACACCAUCUACAGGAAGGACUGGUACACCAUCGACAGGAAGGACUGGUACACCAUCAACACGAAAUACUGGUACACCAUCAACAGGAAAGACUGGUACACCUUCUACAGGAAAGACUGGUACACCAUCAACAGGAAAGACUGGUACACCUUCUACAGGAAAGACUGGUACACCUUCAACAGGAAAGACUGGUACACCUUCAACAGGAAAGACUGGUACACCUUCAACAGGAAAGACUGGUACACCAUCAACAGGAAGAACUGGUACACCAUCAACAGGAAAGACUGGUACACCAUCAACAGAAAAGACUGGUACACCAUCUACAGGAAAAACUAAACCAACAACUGAAAACCCAAUGAGUUCAACACAAAAGGGUAGUAGUACAACGAAUGAUUGUAUCAUCUCACCAUUCAGUAAGCCAUUCAGAUGUUCUAGAAAGGGGCGUUUCGCUAACAAAAGAGACCUUACCUGUUCAUCAUAUUUCUUAUGCUCAGAACUCAACAAUGGUACACUAAUAAAAACGAAGUAUAAGUGUCCUAAAAAUUCAUUCUUCGAUCCAUCUAUUGGAAGAUGUAGCAAGAAAUACGACUGUCCUUGUUCAAAUAUACCUGCAUCAACCACCAAGAAUCCAUCAAGUACUUCUUCGGGAUCAACUGGUAAAUCAUCUCCUACCUCAGAAUCGACAGAGCACUCAACUACCGAAUCAGGCAGAUCAAAAUCGACCACUUCUUCUGGAGGCAGCAGCGGAACACCUUCAACAGGAAAGACUGGUACACCUUCUACAGGAAAGACUGGUACACCUUCUACAGAAAAGAUUGGUACACCUUCUACAGGAAAGACUGGUACACCAUCAACAGGAAAAACUGGAACACCAUCAACAGGAAAGACUGGUACACCAUCAACAGAAAAGACUGGUACACCAUCAACAGGAAAGACUGGUACACCAUCAACAGGAAAAACUGGAACACCAUCAACAGGAAAGACUGGUACACCAUCAACAGGAAAUACUGGAACACCAUCAACAGGAAAGAGUGGUACACCAUCAACAGGAAAAACUAAACCAACAACUGAAAACCCAAUGAGUUCAACACAAAAGGGUAGUAGUACAACAAAUGAUUGUAUCAUCUCACCAUUCAGUAAGCCAUUCAGAUGUUCUAGAAAGGGACGGUUCGCUAACAAAAGAGACCUUACCUGUUCAUCAUAUUUCUUAUGCUCAGAACUCAACAAUGGUACACUCAUAAAAACGAAGUAUAAGUGCCCUAAAAAUUCAUUUUUCGAUCCAUCUAUUGGAAGAUGUAGCAAGAAAUACGACUGUCCUUGUUCGAAUAUACCUGCAUCAACCACCAAGAAUCCAUCAAGCACUUCUUCGGGAUCAACUGGUAAAUCAUCUUCUACCUCAGAAUCGACAGAGAACUCAACUACCGAAUCAGGCAGAUCAAAAUCGACCACUUCUUCUGGAGGCAGCAGUGGUACACCUUCAACAGGAAAGACUGGUACACCCUCAACAGGAAAGACUGGUACACCAUCAACAGGAAAAACUAAACCAACAACUGAAAACCCAAUGAGUUCAACACAAAAGGGUAGUAGUACAACAAAUGAUUGUAUCAUCUCACCAUUCAGUAGGCCAUUCAGAUGUUCUAGAAAGGGGCGGUUCUCUAACAAAAGAGACCUUACCUGUUCAUCAUAUUUCUUAUGCUCAGAACUCAACAAUGGUACACUCAUAAAAACGAAGUAUAAGUGCCCUAAAAAUUCAUUCUUCGAUCCAUCUAUUGGAAGAUGCAGCAAGAAAUACGACUGUCCUUGUUCGAAUAUACCUGCAUCAACCACCAAGAAUCCAUCAAGCACUUCUUCGGGAUCAACUGGUAAAUCAUCUUCUACCUCAGAAUCGACAGAGAACUCAACUACCGAAUCAGGCGCAUCAAAAUCGACCACUUCUUCUGGAGGCAGCAGUGGUACACCUUCAACAGGAAAGACUGGUACACCAUCAACAGGAAAAACUAAACCAACAACUGAAAACCCAAUGAGUUCAACACAAAAGGGUAGUAGUACAACAAAUGAUUGUAUCAUCUCACCAUUCAGUAGGCCAUUCAGAUGUUCUAGAAAGGGGCGGUUCUCUAACAAAAGAGACCUUACCUGUUCAUCAUAUUUCUUAUGCUCAGAACUCAACAAUGGUACACUCAUAAAAACGAAGUAUAAGUGCCCUAAAAAUUCAUUCUUCGAUCCAUCUAUUGGAAGAUGUAGCAAGAAAUACGACUGUCCUUGUUCGAAUAUACCUGCAUCAACCACCAAGAAUCCAUCAAGCACUUCUUCGGGAUCAACUGGUAAAUCAUCUUCUACCUCAGAAUCGACAGAGAACUCAACUACCGAAUCAGGCACAUCAAAAUCGACCACUUCUUCUGGAGGCAGCAGCAGUACACCUUCAACAGGAAAGACUGGUACACCAUCAACAGGAAAAACUAAACCAACAACUGAAAACCCAAUGAGUUCAACACAAAAGGGUAGUAGUACAACAAAUGAUUGUAUCAUCUCACCAUUCAGUAGGCCAUUCAGAUGUUCUAGAAAGGGGCGGUUCUCUAACAAAAGAGACCUUACCUGUUCAUCAUAUUUCUUAUGCUCAGAACUCAACAAUGGUACACUCAUAAAAACGAAGUAUAAGUGCCCUAAAAAUUCAUUCUUCGAUCCAUCUAUUGGAAGAUGUAGCAAGAAAUACGACUGUCCUUGUUCGAAUAUACCUGCAUCAACCACCAAGAAUCCAUCAAGCACUUCCUCGGGAUCAACUGGUAAAUCAUCUUCUACCUCAGAAUCGACAGAGAAUUCAACUACCGAAUCAGGCACAUCAAAAUCGACCACUUCUUCUGGAGGCAGCAGCGGUACACCUUCAACAGGAAAGACUGGUACACCUUCUACAGGAAAGACUGGUACACCAUCAACAGAAAAGACUGGUACACCAUCAACAGGAAAGACUGGUACACCAUCAACAGGAAAAACUGGAACACCAUCAACAGGAAAGACUGGUACACCAUCAACAGGAAAGACUGGUACAACAUCAACAGGAAAGACUGGUACACCAUCAACAGGAAAGACUGGUACAACAUCAACAGGAAAGACUGGUACACCAUCAACAGGAAAAACUAAACCAACAACUGAAAACCCAAUGAGUUCAACACAAAAGGGUAGUAGUACAACGAAUGAUUGUAUCAUCUCACCAUUCAGUAAGCCAUUCAGAUGUUCUAGAAAGGGACGGUUCGCUAACAAAAGAGACCUUACCUGUUCAUCAUAUUUCUUAUGCUCAGAACUCAACAAUGGUACACUCAUAAAAACCAACUAUGAGUGCCCUAAAAAUUCAUUCUUCGAUCCAUCUAUUGAAAGAUGUAGCAAGAAAUACGACUGUCCUUGUUCGAAUAAACCUGCAUCAACCACCAAGAAUCCAUCAAGUACUUCUUCGGGAUCAACUGGUAAAUCAUCUUCUAACUCAGAAUCGACAGAGAACUCAACUACCGAAUCAGGCACAUCAAAAUCGACCACUUCUUCUGGAGGCAGCAGCGGUACACCUUCAACAGGACAGACUGGUACACCAUCAACAGAAAAGACUGGUACACCAUCAACAGGAAAGACUGGUACAACAUCAACAGGAAAAACUGGAACACCAUCAACAGGAAAGACUGGGACACCAUCAACAGGAAAAACUGGAACACCAUCAACAGGAAAGACUGGUACACCAUCAACAGGAAAGACUGGUACAACAUCAACAGGAAAGACUGGUACACCAUCAACAGGAAAAACUAAACCAACAACUGAAAACCCAAUGAGUUCAACACAAAAGGGUAGUAGUACAACGAAUGAUUGUAUCAUCUCACCAUUCAGUAAGCCAUUCAGAUGUUCUAGAAAGGGACGGUUCGCUAACAAAAGAGACCUUACCUGUUCUUCAUAUUUCUUAUGCUCAGAACUCAACAAUGGUACACUCAUAAAAACGAAGUAUAAGUGUCCUAAAAAUUCAUUAUUCGAUCCAUCUAUUGGAAGAUGUAGCAAGAAAUACGACUGUCCUUGUUCGAAUAUACCUGCAUCAACCACCAAGAAUCCAUCAAGUACUUCUUCGGGAUCAACUGGUAAAUCAUCUUCCACCUCAGAAUCGACAGAGCACUCAACUACCGAAUCAGGCAGAUCAAAAUCGACAACUUCUUCUGGAGGCAGCAGCGGUACACCUUCAACAGGAAAGACUGGUACACCUUCUACAGGAAAGACUGCUACACCUUCUACAGGAAAGACGGGAUCACCUUCAACAGGAAAGACUGGUACACCAUCAACAGGAAAAACUGGUACACCAUCAACAGGAAAAACUGGUACACCAUCAACAGGAAAGACUGGUACACCAUCAACAGGAAAGACUGGUACACCAUCUACAGGAAAAACUAAACCAACAACUGAAAACCCAAUGAGUUCAACACAAAAGGGUAGUAGUACAACAAAUGAUUGUAUCAUCUCACCAUUCAGUAAGCCAUUCAGAUGUUCUAAAAAGGGACGGUUUGCUAACAAAAGAGACCCCACCUGUUCAUCAUAUUUCUUAUGCUCAGAACUCAACAAUGGUACACUCAUAAAAACCAAGUAUGAGUGCCCUAAAAAUUCAUUCUUCGAUCCAUCAAUAGGAAGAUGUAGCAAGAAAUACGACUGUCCUUGUUCGAAUAUACCUGCAUCAACCACCAAGAAUCCAUCAAGUACUUCUUCGGGAUCAACUGGUAAAUCAUCUUCUACCUCAGAAUCGACAGAGAACUCAACUACCGAAUCAGGCAGAUCAAAAUCGACCACUUCUUCUGGAAGCAGCAGUGGUACACCUUCAACAGGAAAGACUGGUUCACCAUCAACAGGAAAAACUAAACCAACAACUGAAAACCCAAUGAGUUCAACACAAAAGGGUAGUAGUACAACAAAUGAUUGUAUCAUCUCACCAUUCAGUAAGCCAUUCAGAUGUUCUAGAAAGGGACGGUUCGCUAACAAAAGAGACCUUACCUGUUCAUCAUAUUUCUUAUGCUCAGAACUCAACAAUGGUACACUCAUAGAAACGAAGUAUAAGUGCCCUAAAAAUUCAUUCUUCGAUCCAUCUAUUGGAAGAUGUAGCAAGAAAUACGACUGUCCUUGUUCGAAUAAACCUGCAUCAACCACCAAGAAUCCAUCAAGUACUUCUUCGGGAUCAACUGGUAAAUCAUCUUCUACCUCAGAAUCGACAGAGAACUCAACUACCGAAUCAGGCAGAUCAAAAUCGACCACUUCUUCUGGAGGCAGCAGCGGUACACCUUCAACAGGAAAGACUGGUACACCUUCUACAGGAAAGACUGAUACACCUUCUACAGGAAAGACUGGUCCACCAUCAACAGGAAAAACUGGAACACCAUCAACAGGAAAGACUGGUACACCAUCAACAGGAAAGACUGGUACACCCUCAACAGGAAAGACUGGUACACCCUCAACAGGAAAGACUGGUACACCAUCAACAGGAAAGACUGGUACACCAUCAACAGGAAAAACUAAACCAACAACAGAAAACCCAAUGAGUUCAACACAAAAGGGUAGUAGUACAACAAAUGAUUGUAUCAUUUCACCAUUCAGUAGGCCAUUCAGAUGUUCUAAAAAGGGGCGGUUCGCGAACAAAAGAGACCUUACCUGUUCAUCAUAUUUCUUAUGCUCAGAACUCAACAAUGGUACACUCAUAAAAACCAAGUAUGAGUGCCCUAAAAAUUCAUUCUUCGAUCCAUCAAUAGGAAGAUGUAGCAAGAAAUACGACUGUCCUUGUUCGAAUAUACCUGCAUCAACCACCAAGAAUCCAUCAAGUACUUCUUCGGGAUCAACUGGUAAAUCAUCUUCUACCUCAGAAUCGACAGAGAACUCAACUACCGAAUCAGGCAGAUCAAAAUCGACCACUUCUUCUGGAAGCAGCAGUGGUACACCUUCAACAGGAAAGACUGGUUCACCAUCAACAGGAAAAACUGGUACACCAUCAACAGGAAAGACUGGUUCACCAUCUACAGGAAAGACUGGUACACCAUCAACAGCAAAGACUGGUACACCAUCUACAGGAAAAACUGAACCAACAACUGAAAACCCAAUGAGUUCAACACAAAAGGGUAGUAGUACAACAAAUGAUUGUAUCAUCCCACCAUCCAGUAAGCCAUUCAAAUGUUCUAAAAAGGGGCGGUUCGCUGACAAAAGAGAUCUCACCUGUUCAUCUUAUUUCUUGUGCGCAGAACUCAAUAAUAGUACUUUCAUAAAAAUUCAUCGUCGUUGCCCAAGAAAUUCCUUCUUCGAUCCUUCAGUCAGUAAAUGUAGUGAGGAAUAUGAAUGUCCAUGUUCUAUAACAUCUUCCACUACUCCAAAUGCUUCCUCUUCGACCCCAUCAAAUCCAACUCAACAACCUACCUCCAGCAGCAGUUCGGAACCCACCGGCCCUGGUUGUCCAAAUCUUCUUCCAAAUUAUAAGUUUGUCUGCGAAGAAAAAGGAAGAUUUCCAGAUCUGCUAGAUCUGAGCUGCUCCUCAUAUUUCCUCUGUACUCAACUACCUGAUGGCACAUUCGUCCAAGCAAAAUACAGGUGUGGUAACGGAUUGAGUUUCAAUCCAUCAACCCAAACUUGCAGCUCAUUCUAUAAAUGUCCAUGCAGUGUCACAACCUCACCGACAUCAUCUUCUCAAAUUUCUAGCCUAUCAACAAAAAUUCCCGAUUUCUGCCAACCAACUGCUGAAUUUGUCUGUACGUCUGUCGGUAGAUUCCCAAAACCAGGAGAUGUAUCUUGCUGUACGUACUAUUCUUGCAGCAAAUCCACUAAUGGAACAAUAAUUCAGACGGAAUUCAGUUGCCCUGAAGGAUCUAGUUUCGAUCCAGUAUUCAGGACUUGUUCAGAUAGUUACACAUGUCCUUGUCAUGUUACUGAAUCACCAGAAUACUUUAGUACUUCAUCAGAUAACUGCUUGAUUCCAACAGAAGAAUUUGUAUGCAGUUCUGGAGGAAGAUUCCCCAAUAGACAGGACGUAUCCUGUUGCAAUUACUUCUUAUGCAGCGACUUGGGUAAUGGCACAUUCAUCAAAACUGAGUACAAUUGUCCUAAAGGGAAGUCAUUCGAUCCCGAACUCAAAAGAUGCAGCAGUUCUUAUAUAUGUCCUUGCAGCAUAACCGAAAAUCCAGAAACAGAAGCUCCAACUGUACCAACAACGAGAUCUCCAACUCCAGAGAUUAUUACCCAGCCUCCUGGAUGUGAUUUAUCUCCUCUCAAUCCAGAACAUGUUUGCACAUCUCGAGGUCGUUUCAAGGAUAACAAAGAUAUAACUUGUUCAAACUACUUUUUAUGUUCGAAACUGAGAAAUGGUACAUACAUCAGGACUUUGUACACUUGUCCACGAUUCUCAUAUUUUGAUCCAUCUAUUGGUAUGUGUACGACAACAUACAAAUGCCCGUGCAUAAGUAACUUUACUACUCCAACAAGAAGUACUGGAAGAAUAACUAAAAUACCCGGAACCAGAGCACCUUGGCAUAUCAACACCAAAAAAACAACGCCAGCAACUAAACCAAAUGAAUGUAUUUCGGUUGAUCCUGCAUCAGGGGAAAUCAUUUGUUCAGAUGAAGGAAAGUUCUUGAAUCCAUUAGAUACCAAGUGUACUUCUUACAUACAUUGUGUUAAGAAGGCUUCUGUGCUAGUUAAGACUGUAGUUAAUUGUGAAGGCAUGACAGCGUUCGAUGUUAAGUUACAAAAAUGUUCAUCAAAUGCCGUUUGUAUAUUAUGUACUUAACCUCUAGGUUGAAAUUUUAUGUAUAACUGAUUGAUACGAAUAAACGAUUGAAUACGA